AUGGCGCCCUCAGAACCGUCAGCAGCCAACUCAGCACUCACUGAAGUUCGUCCCGCUCAACAAAAUGGCGUCUCCAUCGGACUCGGCGUAUUCGCAACAGCCAACAUCAAAAAGGGCGCGGACGUUCUAGUCAUUGAUACGCCCAUGGUUGCGCUCGUAGAGGAGAAGCAAUUAAAAAACAUAUGUUCUGGCUGCUUUGACACGAGUAAAGCUGCGAGUAUCGAUAGUAGAAGGCCCGGGUUGGUAAAGGCUUGCGUACGAUGUAAGGUUGUUUAUUAUUGUGACAAGAACUGUCAAAGAAAAGACUGGAAAGCUGGGCAUUCAGUGGAAUGCGCCAUUUAUUCAAAGUUAUACCCCAGAAUCUUGCCACUCCCCGUCAGAGCUAUUCUGAGGGUAAUAUUGAGUCAAGACAAGGACAAAGUUUCUCCAUAUAUUCACGAGGAAUUCUUGGACCUCAGCUACCCCAAGGAAAUAUAUGACGAUGAUGAAAACGAAGAAGCCAAUGAUCAUUUUUUGAUGGCCGAGGCUGUACUGAAAUAUGGCGACAUCGAAUAUCUGGACGAAGAUUACGUUGAACAAUUAUUUGGAAAGUUGAGUGCGAAUUCGUUUACUUUGACAAGCGCAUUUGGCAAAAGACGAGGCGUAUACCUCCAUCCGGCGGCUGCUCGUUUCAAUCACAGCUGCAACCCGAAUGCCAGUUACUCCUUUGACAAGGGUAAAUGCUACAUCAGGGCCACGAAACCAAUCGCCAAAGGCGAGCAAAUCUUCAUCCCUUAUAUCGACACUACAUACUCCGUCGGGACACGCCGCCACGAGCUCAAAGAACGCUAUAAAUUCGACUGCCAAUGCCCUAGAUGUUUGAAUGAGAUAGCAACCACAGACCCGGAAGAGGUCAAAAAACGCUCUGAGCAGGAACUCACCACCAACUCACAAAUCGACGAAGUGCUUGUAUCAAACAUCGCUAGCGGAUUCGACGCAGCCUGGAAAUUGAGUAGUAUGAUCCGCACACUGGAGGAAAAAGCAGGUUGGGACGUGGUGAAUGCGCAACAACAACCACUUGCAGCGAUCAGGUCGGAAAUCAUGGCUAGCAAGGCCAUGGAUGAAUUGUACAAAAUGUCUGCGGUGGACGCUGCGAUUCGACAUUUACGAACUGACCCGGCGCAGUAUCCGGACGAGAAUCAUCCGAUGCGUCGUGAACAUGCACUUGAAUUCGUUUAUCAUCUUUUGUAUGCCAACGAAAUCAUGCGGCAAGAGGCCAAGUAUCAGGGCCCUGAAGACACGGAUGCGAUGUUUAAUAUCCACAAGAUUUCGCCUCAUCUCUAUGCGUGGAUGGUACUGAAUUGGAUGCUGUAUGGCGAUGUCAAUGGGAAAGCUAGUGAGACGACCAGGAAGAAAAUGGAGGAAGCUGUGUGGACGAAUCCGACUGCGAAGGCCGAUGCGGAGAGGAUUUUGAAAUGGUUAACUGAAGAGCUCAAGGAGGUGGGGACGACUGGGGCAAAGAGGGAGAGGGAAGUUGAGGCGCAUGCGAAGAAGAUGGAGGAAGUUGUUCAGGCGACUUUGACACAGGAGAAGAGGAAUAUGUAG
Molecule: messenger RNA, 1584 nt
Organism: Talaromyces marneffei
Lineage: Eukaryota; Fungi; Ascomycota; Eurotiomycetes; Eurotiales; Trichocomaceae
Exons: 3
Coding region: 1-1584 (527 amino acids)
Cellular component (GO): nucleus
Molecular function (GO): protein binding
Source: RefSeq, a predicted model, not a curated record